This is a messenger RNA of Oryza sativa Japonica Group (Japanese rice), 3336 nucleotides long. Its product is annotated as synaptotagmin-5. Lineage: Eukaryota; Viridiplantae; Streptophyta; Magnoliopsida; Poales; Poaceae. The record is from RefSeq and is a predicted model, not a curated record. Gene Ontology annotation, molecular function: lipid binding.
AAUCGCUUCCAGUUCCAACAAAUCAGAGCCCCCCUCAACUCACAAAAAAUAAAAUUUCCCCCCUUUGUCCCACCCUGGUUCUUGGUUCUUGGAGUUUAUAGAAUCAUUCCAAACUUGCAAAGUUUGACCUCUGCCAACUUCCCCUCUUGGAGGAGGCGGGGAAGAACAGUCGCCGGCGGGGAAGGCUGGUGAUUUCGCCGGAUGCGGUUGCGGCGGAUUGGAUCGGAAAGGAGGCAUCUUGGAAGCAGUUCGUGGAAUUCGUAGCAACUCUGAAGGGGGAAAGCUGCAGUUUUUUCAACUCCUCCCUAUUGCGUGCGUGGAGUGGAGCCACCUCGCCUUCUCCGCCUCCGGGACCUGGCCAUAGCGUUGGCGACUCGACGGGUGGACAGGUAUCCAAUACCCACAGUGCAAAAGGGGCCAGUGACAGGAACUCGGGAAGCAGUGGAAACAAAGGCCAAAAAAAACAACAAAAGGUAUCUGCAUCAAGCUCUGUGUGGUUAUCAGAGAAGAGAGCUUUGCUGAAUUCACAGAGCAGCAGGGAGGAGAGAUGGCGAAGAAGAAGCUGAAGAAAUUGCAUGCCAAGGAUGCACUAGAAUUUUUCAACCAGGUCAUGGUGGAGCAGCCCUUGCUCCCCUUCCUGGUCCCUCUUGUCUUGUUUGCAUGGUUUGUUGAACGAUGGGUUGUGCCAUUCUCAAACUGGGUUCCCCUGUUGGCUGCUGUAUGGGCAACAAUUCAGUAUGGGAGGUUUAAAAGGAGGUCAGCCAUAGAAGAUUUGAACAAACGAUGGAAGCAUCUUAUACUGAAUACAACACCUACGACGCCAAUAGAGCCUUGCGAGUGGUUGAACAAACUUUUGGUAGAAGUUUGGCCCAAUUAUAUGGAACCAAAACUGUCAAAGAAGUUUCAAUCUACUGUUGAGAAACGUUUAAAGCAUCGAAAACCAAAACUAAUAGAUAAAAUAGAGUUACAGGAAUUCUCACUUGGUUGUUGUCCACCUACCUUGGGGGAGCAUGGGAUGCGCUGGAUGACUUCAGGUGACCAGAAAGUCAUGCGCUUGGGUUUUGAUUGGGACAGCAAUGAGAUGAGUGUAAUGUUUUUGGCAAAAUUAGCAAAACCACUGAUUGGCGCUGCUCGAAUUGUUAUAAACAGCAUUCACAUCAAGGGAGAUCUUCUACUGUUACCCAUCCUUGAUGGUGAAGCUAUUCUUUAUUCUUUUGAAUCCACUCCAGAAGUCAGGAUAGGAGUGGCAUUUGGAAGUGGUGGAAGCCAAGCAGUUCCUGGUAUGGAGCUACCCGGUGUCUCAACAUGGCUGGUUAAGCUUUUGACCGAAACCAUAGUGAAGACAAUGGUUGAGCCUCGCAGAUUGUGUUUUUCUUUGCCACCAGUAGAUUUAAGGAAACGAGCAGUUGGAGGUGUUCUUUCAGUCACAGUUGUUUCAGCUAGUAACGUUGGGAGAAACACAACUAAUGAAAUAGGGAUCCGCCAAAGCUCAAGUGGAGGUUCUACAUCUGGAAUUGCUGAUAACAAGGUAUCACAGACAUUUAUUGAGGUAGAAGUUGGUAGUUUAGUGAGAAAAACAAGUACAAGCAAGGGUCCAAACCCUGCAUGGAAUAGCACAUUUAACCUGGUAUUGCAUGGAGAGACAGGUGUUGUCAAGUUCAAUCUGUAUGAAUUGGACUCUGGUGGUGUUAAGGUCACCUACUUGACAAGCUGCGAGAUAAAGGUCAAGUAUGUUCUAGAUGAUUCAACAAUAUUUUGGGCUAUAGGACAUAAUUCUGGUGCUGUUGCAAAACGUACUGAGCUUUGUGGACAAGAAGUUGGAAUGGUUGUUCCAUUUGAGGACAUCAGGGGCGAGUUAACUGUCACUCUUGUGCUAAAAGAAUGGCAAUUCUCUGAUGGCUCAGUUACGUUGAGCAAUUCUCUGAGCAACGGAUCCCACUCUUCAUUUGAUGUAUCGCCCAAGCUUCAGUCCAGAACAGGACGGAAACUCAGAGUUGCAGUAGUUGAGGGUAAAGCCCUUGCAGUUAACGGUAAAUCUGGAAAGUGUGAUCCAUAUGUGAAAGUGCAGUAUGGAAAGGCUCUAUACAAAACAAAAACACUAUCUCAUACAACUCGACCGGUUUGGAAUGAUAAAUUCGAGUUUGAUGAGAUCACUGGUGGUGAAUAUCUCAAGAUCAAAUGCUAUAGUGCAGAUACAUUUGGAGACGAAAGCAUUGGCAGCGCAAGAGUAAAUCUAGAAGGACUUUUAGAUGGUGAUAGCCGUGAAGUAUGGGUUCCACUUGAAAAGGUGGAUUCAGGAGAGAUCAGGCUUCAAAUAGAGCCAAUAAAGAGUGAUUUCAACGGUAUCCUGAAGACUUCAAGUGGUAGAGUUGAAGCUACCUGGAUUGAGCUAGUGAUAAUUGAAGCUAGGGAUCUUAUUGCUGCUGAUCUCAGAGGCACUAGUGAUCCUUAUGUCAGGGUGCAUUAUGGGAGCAAGAAGAAGCGAACUAAGGUUGUUUACAAAACACUCUCUCCAGAUUGGAACCAGACAUUUGAGUUUCCAGAAACAGGAGAACCCCUGAUUUUACAUGUCAAGGACCAUAAUGCAGUCCUUCCAACUGCUAGUAUAGGCCAAUGCACUGUCGAAUACAGCAUGCUUCCUCCAAAUCAGCCCGCCGUAAAAUGGAUACCACUCCAAGGAGUAAAAAGCGGAGAAGUCCAUGUAAAGAUCACGCGAAAAGUACCACACUUGGAGAAGAAAACAAGCUUUCAGACUGAUGCAUCUUCCCUUGGCAAAGGGCACAAGAUAUCAUCGCAGAUGAGAGAUAGCCUGAAGAAAUUCACAGGUUUAGUUGAUGAGGGUGGCGACACAGAGGCCAUGUCACUGGCCUUGACAGAGAUUGAAAGCAUCCAGGAUGAGCAAGACAUGUACAUACAGCAGCUUGAGCGGGAGAAAGCGGCUUUGUUGCGUAAAAUACAAGAGCUUGGUUCUGAAAUCGUCAGAACAUCCUCUGGUCCGGCAAGGAUGCCCUACUAGUUAACAACCAAUACACAGGAACAAAGAAUAGCCUUCACAGUUGUAUUCAUUGGCAAAGACCUGAAUUAUUUACAUAGAACUAUACUCUAGUGCAGAUAUGUUUUUGAACGAACCGGCACAGAGUGUGCCAAUUUCAUUGAAUAUAGCAUAGUGCAGAUAUGUUACCAUGUAAGUAGAUACACAGCAAGCAAACCACAAACUCAAGACUCAGUGCAGUAUAUUUUGUAGUGCUGAAAGACCAAUCAGUCCAUGUAACUUACUCUAUAAUCUAUAUAUAUGUACACAUCAAUACAUACAGACAAUUUAGGUGAAUCCUGAAA